UUCUUUCUCUUGCGAUCGCUCUUCUCUUUUGCCUCUAUUUUAUAUGGAAAACAAUACUUUCAUUGUCAACUGUCUCAGACAACAAAGGGUUGAGUUAAUUCAACUUUAAACAACACUGCCUGUUACGACGUGAAUGGGCUCCUUCGUGUCAGUGCUAGACUAACACAAGUGCUCAAAUAAGUGCUUGUUUACAAACACCUUGCAUGAUUUAUGUUCAUUUCCCACGAAAGCCUAUGGUAGUAGUUGUAGACGUGCACCUGCACAUUCAUAAGGUCGACACAAUGCUAACUAAAAUGUCUACUGUCAAAAAAUGUCCAGCAUGGUUUUAAUGUGUGGGUGUGCAUGUUGGCAUCGCAUCCGAUAUGAUUGAUCGGACCCACCACAUUGCAGCCUCCUCAGUCCCUAGUCUCCAUUAUGGAUGAUGUCAUUGCCUACACCUGCAUACUUAUUUGUAACUCGUAUUGUUCGUCCCAGACGCAUAUUUUAAAUUUGGAAAACGUUUAGAUGGAUCCAUGCAGCGGACUGACACGCAGUAGCAAUAUACAAUUUUAACAUCUACGUAUGGAGAUGUUUUUUUUUCUUGUAUGGGAUGAGCUCCGUGUUAUCAUCAAAGCCAGCAUACCGUUUGAUUCGUGAUAAUACAUUGUUGCACUAGGGCUUGCAUAGCUAUCGGUGUCUGUGUGCUCAUUCUCUAGUUUUGUUGCAGAGCGAAACACCUACUAAUCAAGUAAAUCAGACCGAUAUAUGUGUGACUUGCGAAUCUCUCGCCAGCAGGUUAUGGGUUGCCUCAGGUUUUUUCACUGCCGAUUGUUUGCUUCCUGGUACUUCUGGGUGUAUCGCUUUGCAUCCACAUGGCGCAAAGCGCUCUUGUGAUUGGCCGUAUGAGGUUUUGCCCCUGGUGUCUGUCAAAGCCUUCCGCCAAUCGACUAUCUGCCAUCCAGUGAUGUCACGUGUUGCUGGGCCUGGCUUUGGCUCGCAAAUACAAACCCACUGUCCUGAUGAAUUGUGGGAUUUGUAGGUUCAACGGGGAUUACAGUUGCAAUAGGCAACGUCAAAUGCUAUGAUUAAUGACAGAUUGAGGUAAUGAAUGGCGAUUUCCUAUCACAUAACAUCCACAUAUCACCGAAUCCUUCUAGUAGUAAAUAGUUAAAUGUCGUGCUUUUUUAUUUCAAUAGGUUGCCUUGCUGAAAAGCUGUUAUAGGCCACUAUUGAAAAAAAAAGUCAUACUUACUCAGCGUCCUCAAACUGUGGAUAUGUUAAUUUUCUAACACGGGCGCAGUAUUCUGAUUCAAAUCUUUAGAUUUUACUUCAACCCAUACCGGUAUUGCUGUAAGUUAUAAUGGGACUCAGACUCCCGCAAUGCAUCCUGUUAGACCGGCCUACGUGCUCACUGGACUCCGCCCCUCAGCUGUGGAGAUAGGUAAACAAACAGGGGAGGAAAAGGAAACAAGCAGGAGCCGUUUUCUAGCUCUUCACCCUCGGGGAUAUUUUAUAUUGUUUAUAGCCGUUUUUUAUUAUUACUAUUUCUUAGCCUGUUUCCUAUCGUUUUUUCAAAAAGAAACAACGUUACUACGUUUGUUGUUGAGUUUUUAAACACAAGGAAUUGCAAGACAAUCGGUCGCCUUGCUGGCUUUAAACACCUUUUGCUAUCCUCACACGACCAAAGCUGUGUGAAUGAAUCAACGAGAGCCACUGAACAACACGUUUUUAUAACAGAUCUUCCGUGUGAACGAAGAUCGGACCUUUUUCGGGUCGGUUGAAUAUCAACACCAACUAAGGAACUCCUCAAGGGAAAGGCUGGGGAAAAGACCGGUGAACCUGCCCUGCAGUGUAGAAUGACGGCCAUCCAGUUGUUGAACGUCCAGCGGUUGUUAGAAGCGGCAGACUAUCUAGACAGGAGAGAAAGGGAAUGUGAACACGGGUAUGCUUCGGCGUUUCCCUCCGACGAGACCGAAAACUAUCAACGGCAGAGAAAAUUCCGAACGAAGAAGUUCAACAAUAAUCACAAUAGGUCAACACACAACGAGCUGGAGAAGAAUAGGCGGGCUCAUCUGCGGCUGUGUCUGGAGAGGUUGAAGGGCCUCAUCCCGCUGGGACCCGACUGCAACCGCCACACCACCCUGGGCCUGCUCAACAAAGCCAAAGCACACAUAAAGAAACUUGAAGACACCGAGAGGAAGAGCCAGUACCAGCUGGAGUCCCUGGAGCGGGAGCAGAGGCACCUCCAGAGGCAGCUGGACCUGCUAGCUGGAGGCACGGGGGCCCCUAGUGGCACAGGGGCCCCUUGUGGCUCCGGGGACGGGGAGCGGAUACGCAUGGACAGCGUUGGCUCCACCGUCUGCUCCGACCGCUCUGACUCCGACCAAGAGGAAGAGAUCGAAGUGGACGUGGAAGGCACCGAGUUCUCCCAUGGAGAGCUGGACAGCGUGAGCACGGCCAGCACCAGCGACCUGGACGACCACAGCAGCCUGCAGAGCCUGGCCAGUGACGAGGGCUACUCCUCCUGCAGCGUCAAGCUGGCCUUCAGCUCCUAGAACCGUGGCCGCCCUCGCGGUCCCUCCUCUCGCUCCCCACCGCCUCCAACCACUACCACCACCACCACCACUACCACCACCGACACCACCACCCCGCCCGGCCCAGCCGCCACACAGCUCCUCCUCAUCACCGCGCACCACCCUGC
Molecule: messenger RNA, 2680 nt
Organism: Gadus chalcogrammus (walleye pollock)
Lineage: Eukaryota; Metazoa; Chordata; Actinopteri; Gadiformes; Gadidae
Gene: mxi1
Product: max interactor 1, dimerization protein
Exons: 6
Coding region: 1836-2534 (232 amino acids)
Biological process (GO): regulation of transcription by RNA polymerase II
Molecular function (GO): protein dimerization activity; DNA-binding transcription factor activity, RNA polymerase II-specific; RNA polymerase II cis-regulatory region sequence-specific DNA binding
Source: RefSeq, a predicted model, not a curated record